GUUUCGGGAUUGCGGAAGUUUGGGGAAGAGGGUCUGCAGGCUGCUGGUCGCUGUGCUGCUUUGGAAGAGAUUCCAGGAGGGAGGCCGCCACUUGCGGUCCGAGAGCUACCAGCCUGCUCACGUUUGAGGAAACACCGGGGGCGACUCGCCAUCCAGUGGUUGGCCUCCUUUGCCCUCGUUCCUUUACGGGGAACCGCCUCGGAUCUCAGCCAUGGCAUCCAGUUCGCCCAACCUCCAGAAAGCAAUAGAUCUUGCUAGCAAAGCAGCCCAGGAAGACAAAGCUGGGAACUAUGAGGAAGCCCUUCAGCUCUACCAACAUGCUGUACAGUAUUUUCUCCAUGUAAUAAAAUAUGAAACACAGGUUGAUAAAGCCAAGCAGAGUAUCAGAGCAAAGUGUACAGAGUAUCUUGAUAGAGCAGAAAAACUAAAGGAAUAUCUGAAAAAGAAAGAGAAAACACCACAGAAGCCAGUGAAAGAAGGACAGCCGAGUCCAGCUGAUGAGAAGGGGAAUGACAGUGAUGGGGAAGGAGAAUCUGAUGAUCCUGAGAAAAAGAAACUACAGAAUCAACUUCAAGGUGCUAUUGUUAUAGAACGACCAAAUGUGAAAUGGAGCGAUGUUGCUGGUCUUGAAGGAGCCAAAGAAGCACUUAAAGAAGCUGUGAUAUUACCUAUUAAAUUCCCUCAUCUUUUUACAGGAAAGAGAACACCUUGGAGGGGAAUCCUGCUGUUCGGACCCCCUGGGACAGGAAAGUCCUACUUGGCCAAAGCUGUAGCAACGGAAGCAAACAACUCGACAUUUUUUUCGAUAUCUUCCUCUGACCUUGUGUCCAAGUGGCUGGGUGAAAGUGAAAAGCUAGUUAAGAACUUAUUCCAACUUGCCAGAGAGAAUAAACCUUCCAUUAUCUUCAUUGAUGAAAUUGAUUCUUUGUGUGGUUCAAGAAGUGACAAUGAAAGUGAAGCUGCACGUAGAAUUAAGACAGAGUUCCUAGUUCAAAUGCAAGGGGUUGGUGUGGACAAUGAUGGAAUUUUGGUUCUGGGAGCUACAAAUAUACCCUGGGUUCUGGAUUCUGCCAUUAGGAGAAGAUUUGAGAAGCGAAUUUAUAUUCCUCUGCCUGAGGCCCAUGCCCGAGCAGCAAUGUUUAAGUUGCAUUUAGGGACCACCCAGAACAACCUCACAGAAACAGACUUCCGAGACCUUGGGAAGAAAACUGAUGGUUAUUCAGGGGCAGACAUAAGUGUCAUUGUGCGUGAUGCACUUAUGCAACCUGUGAGGAAAGUACAGUCAGCUACUCAUUUUAAAAAGUCGGAUAUGUUACGGUCACUGUCUAACACAAAACCCACAGUCAAUGAGCACGACCUGCUGAAAUUAAAGAAGUUUACAGAAGAUUUUGGCCAAGAAGGCUAGACCAAAGACAGCAAGGAAGACAUUACCUUUCUUUUGUAGGUAUUUCUGCCUUUCUUGGAUGGCGUUCAGAUUAUUUCCAGCAAAACUCUUAACCACAGAGAAAUAAUAGAUCUCAUCUCAGAGUACCUUUAUAUCUACUUUUGCUCCAUUACCAAUUAAAUGCUCCUGUUAACAACAAUUACAAGAUACUGGAUUAUAAGGAAAUGAGUGAUACAUGAAUGGCAAAAAAUAGAAAUUACCCAGUAAAAAAAGGAUUAAAGUUGAUUAAGAUACAAGCGUUUUAAAUUGCAUGUGAAUCUUUGGUCUUUGCAAAAAGCAUUCACUUUUUUUCUUUUUUUUUAACUGAAGUGAAAUAGGGCAUACUCAUAUUUUAAAAUUAAGCAUCAAUAUCAUCUGUGUAAAAUUUAUUUACUUUAUUAAAAAAUUAAAAAUAAUAGAAUCUUUACUUAUUCUCAGGGAUGGGCAGUAAAACAGCAAAGAGCACUGUGAUUGGGCUUGACAGAUUUUUAAUUAUUUUCUAGCCAAGGCUCUCAUUGAUUUUGGAUAGGUUGACAAUUUUCUCCAUGUAGGUUUAAAUAAUUUCUUUAAAGACAGCAACCUUUUAUAUUUAACUAAAUAAUACCUUUCACUGUGCAAUCUGAAGAGAAAGACUUUCUAAAUUUAGCAUUGUCUUUAUCUUGGAGAAGAAAAUUGUCUAUUUCAGUGUCUUUUUGUAGUGAGAUUGACCAAAACAGAUGGUAAAUAAAUAUGUACUUUUAAGUAACUGUCAUAAAAUACUGUAAUGGGAACCUUUAUAAAAGGAAUGGCCUCGUUUUGGAUUAUGGAAAAUUUCUUUUAGGUGUAUGUGUACAUAUAUAUAUAUAUAUAUAUAUAUAUAAUUUUUUUAGUAUAGGAUAGCAAGGAUCUUGUCUUUUUCCUUUUAAGUUCAAGGAACAGUUUGUCCUGGCCACACAUAUGUUUAUCAGUGUAAUGCUUCAUGAAGCUUUAGAAAUGAGCGGAUGUCUCAUUAAUAAAAUACAAACAUGAUAUUACGUUAUUUUUAAUAUCUUCAAAUAAUCUGAGGGUGUAUGUUACAUACUUAAGCAGCAGCACAAAGUUGUGCCUUGUGCAUUUGCAUUGGCUGUGUGUGCAAAGGGUUAUUACUAAGUAAGCGAGAGUGAGGUAAGUGACUGAAUUAGUGUACAGUUCUGCCUUGCAAAUGCUGUAGAAUAACUUGCAUUUUAAAAUACAUUUGCACAUUUUACAUGAUUGCUAUGUGGUUGCCUUUGGGUUCUGGACAGAUUAUUUUUGUUAAUAACAAAUGGAAAUCAUAGGCCUGAAAUACACUGUUCUUGUGUGAAGUAAAUUGAUAUAUAACCUACUAUUGGCUAUAUCCUGUCUGUUCUUCUUAUUUGGGGAUCUUCUGUAUAGAGAGAAAAUACUAUCUAAGUUGAUGAGAUACAAAGACAUCGUUAAAAUUAUUAAUUAAAAUGUAUACAUGAAAA
This is a messenger RNA of Manis javanica (Malayan pangolin), 2889 nucleotides long. RefSeq names its product vacuolar protein sorting 4 homolog B (gene VPS4B). Gene Ontology annotation, molecular function: ATP binding; ATP hydrolysis activity. The record is from RefSeq and is a predicted model, not a curated record. Gene Ontology annotation, biological process: endosomal transport; vacuole organization. Lineage: Eukaryota; Metazoa; Chordata; Mammalia; Pholidota; Manidae.